This is a messenger RNA of Xenia sp. Carnegie-2017, 1164 nucleotides long. RefSeq lists its product as uncharacterized. The transcript has 7 exons. NCBI's taxonomy places the organism in Eukaryota, Metazoa, Cnidaria, Anthozoa, Malacalcyonacea, Xeniidae. Bases 40 to 828 code for a protein of 262 amino acids. The record is from RefSeq and is a predicted model, not a curated record. Gene Ontology annotation, cellular component: trans-Golgi network.
UACAACAUCGGGAUUUUGCAUGCGUUUGACUUGGUAAACAUGGAUGUUCAUGUGGUUGUGUACUAUUUGUUAAUUUUUAGCGGCUGUUCAUCGUUUAAGUACAUUACUAAGACACAAAGCGAUGGCAACUUAUGUAUUAAGGCAAGCAAUUCACGUUGUACAUUUUAUUGUGGAAAAGAUACCAUAGAUUUAUCUGCAAUAGAUGGGACGGCAACCGAACCAAGCUUUGAAAACAUUCACGACAGUGUAGAAAAUGAUGUUUUCUAUCAUUGGAGUCCUUGUACAAAAUUUUUAAAAAAUUGCAGCUAUUUAGUAAACGUUUGUCGAGUGUUGGAAAGUUACAAACGUUCAGAAAAUUUGGGAGUUAAUGGCCCAACUAUGAAAUUUGAUGUUGAGCAACAAAAAUAUAAAUUGAUAUAUAUGGGUCCAAAAGAUCACGUUAUUGGUGAAUUAAAAACGAACGUGUAUAUAGAAUAUGACAGUUCUAGUGAAGGUAGAACUAGUUUUAUGAAGAACUAUGGGAAUUUCUUUGAAAUGACAUUGUUUACUAAAUAUGCAACAAAAAGUUCUCGAAAUAAGAAGGGUGAUGAUAGAAGAUUAAGUGCAGGAUCAAUAGUUCUCAUUGUCACGUUUUGCAUCGUCGUACUAUAUCUUGGAUUUGGUAUUUUAUAUAUGAAGUUUCAUCGAGGUGCAGAAGGGAUGGAAAUGAUUCCUCAUUAUUCCUUUUGGUCAGAAAUUCCAGCGUUAGUGAAGGAUGGUUGUACAUAUUCCAUUGAAACUGUUAAGACUUGUCCCUCGUUAGGCAGAAGAGAUUAUGAAAAAAUAUAAUUAUUUACGUAUAAUAUAUAAUGAAAAAAGAUCAUUAAACUAUACUGGAAAAAUAUUGUGUUUAUUUCUAGCAAGAAAACUGAUGUUCUGCAACAAUUAAAUAAUCAUUCACUCAUAUAGAUUACUUUUAUAUUUCACACCAAUCCAUGAUCUGGAAAUUAUAUUAACUUAUAUGAAAUAUCUUGAAAAUUUAUCAAAACAAUGAUGAAAAUUAAUGUCUCUUUGUAGUUAAGUGUGUCGUGGUGAACCAAAUCGUGCAAUGUAUGACAAGCAAUUAUUGAAAAUAGUCAAUUUUCUACUGUGAAUUUAUAUGAUAUAAUAACACCUCUUCAUACA